Cajanus cajan (pigeon pea) is the source of this 1359-nucleotide messenger RNA. Lineage: Eukaryota; Viridiplantae; Streptophyta; Magnoliopsida; Fabales; Fabaceae. The record is from RefSeq and is a predicted model, not a curated record.
CUCUCUUGCUUUUCUUUGCUUUUACUCCAUUAGACUCUCUCUCUCUCUCUCUCUCACACACACACACACACUUUCCGGGUCACUCUCUAUGUAAUCAAUAGUUUCAAGAGUGGACUGAAUAUAGCUUAUACUACUACCCCAUGUAUAUCAUCAUGUAAAGUUAGCUGCUUUUUUUAUCUGGGGGAAUGAGAAGAGCUUGCUAAGCCUGAAAAACUCGCCUUUUUUGCUUUGAAUUGAAGCGUGUGAUGGAGUUUCCUUUCUUUGACCAUUUGAAUGUUUUGAGGGCAUGCGCAAAUAUGCGAUUUUGGGUCCUUUUCUUACUCCUGUUGCUGCUGAAGAGUGAUGUUGUGUGUUCCAGUUCUGACUACUUGGUUGGUCUUGGAAGCUAUGACAUCACUGGCCCUGCUGCUGAUGUUAACAUGAUGGGGUAUGCUAACACAGGACAGAUUGCGUCCGGGAUUCACUUCCGGCUGAGGGCUCGUGCUUUCAUCGUUGCAGAGCCAAAGGGUAACCGGGUAGUGUUUGUGAACCUUGAUGCCUGCAUGGCUUCACAGAUUGUGAAAAUCAAAGUGAUUGAGAGGCUAAAAGAAAGAUAUGGUGAUCUAUAUACUGAAAAGAAUGUAGCCAUUAGUGGAAUUCACACUCAUGCUGGUCCCGGGGGUUAUCUCCAAUAUGUUGUAUACAUUGUAACUUCUUUUGGAUUUGUGCACCAGUCCUUUGACGUUAUUGUUGAUGGCAUUGAGAAAUGCAUUAUCCAGGCCCAUGAAAAUCUCCGCCCAGGAUCAAUAUUUGUCAAUAAGGGAGAACUCUUAGAUGCUGGGGUAAAUCGUAGUCCCAGUGCUUAUCUCAAUAACCCUGCUGCAGAGAGAAGAAAAUAUAGGUACAAUGUUGAUAAAGAAAUGACUCUUUUAAAAUUUGUCGAUGAUGAUUGGGGACCUGUUGGAAGCUUCAAUUGGUUUCCUACUCAUGGGACUUCAAUGAGUCGUACAAACUCAUUAAUUAGUGGGGAUAAUAAAGGUGCUGCUGCACGAUUUAUGGAAGACUGGUUUGAGCAAAAAGGUUCUGAAAGAAUGGAUUCUGUUGUAUUUGAAGAUGAAGGCUUGCCCCGAAGAAUUUCAAAUAUAAUUCCUAGACGUCAUGAUAAACGUAUGUUACUUAUGCUUUGCUUUUGGAUGAAAUUAUUAGCUUCUUUUUCAACACAGAUUUAAGAAACAAGAUAAGUAUCCUAAUUAAAUAGCAUGAAUAUUUGUAGUUCUAUAUGGCAGGUGGAUUCAUUAUUUGGAAUACUAUUACUUUUUGAAACCCUUGAUGGUGAUGCAGUUGAUUCGGUACAAACUGUGUCCUAAAAUGGUUUUCUAG